UAAUUUCUUUAAUAAAUUAUGAAGAACUAAUUCAAAAUAAAAAAAAAUUAGAACGACUUAUAAAUUAAUUUUUCUUCGGUAAAAGGAAAAAGAAAGAGGAAAAGUAGCCUUCUCUUCUCCCUCCUGCUGCACCACCUCUAGGCGAUUGUCCGGGCACCAGCAAAUCUGAUAUGAUCGUAUGAACACGCUGGAGUAGAAACAGAAACAAGCAUUUUUCAAGCUUUCAUUUUGGAGGCAGAGUCAUGCCCUUCUCUUCCUACAUUAGCCCCGCAAGGCGUGGAGCCUGGGUUCAAUCAAUGCUUCCAUCAUCCUCAAACACCAAAUCCAAGCUUCAACCUAGAAAGUCACGCAGGCGAGCCGCUCUCAAAGAUUUCUUCCUUGCUAAUUUCUUCACGAUCGGCCUCGUUUUUUCCCUCAUCCUCUUCAUCUUCGUCCUCAUUCGGUUUGGGGUCCCCAGGCCUGUUGCUUCUCACUUCAAAUACCGCGCAUCUCGCUACCGGAAAAAUGUCCGGAGGUCGAUAUUGGCUAACCGUGGGAACUACUCCCAUUUGGUUGCUAGUGUCGACAUCACGACGAAAGGCUUGUAUGAUAAGAUUGAAUUUCUGGACGAGGAUGGUGGGGCUUGGAAGCAAGGUUGGAAAGUGUCUUAUACAGGAAACGAGUGGGAUUCCGAAAAGCUGAAGGUCUUCGUGGUACCCCAUUCCCACAACGAUCCCGGUUGGAAACUGACUGUGGAGGAGUACUAUGAACUGAAAUCUCGUCAUAUACUUGAUACCAUUGUGGAAACACUUUCGAAGGAUGAUCGUCGCAAGUUCAUAUGGGAAGAAAUGUCUUACUUAGAGAGAUGGUUUAGGGAUGCGGCUGACGAAAUGAAGGAAUCAUUCAUCAAUUUAGUGAAAAAUGGACAAUUAGAAAUUGUUGGAGGUGGCUGGGUGAUGAAUGAUGAGGCGAAUUCCCACUAUUUUGCUAUAAUUGAACAGAUGACAGAAGGAAACUUAUGGUUGAAUGACACCAUUGGGUUUGUUCCUAAAAAUUCUUGGGCCAUAGAUCCAUUUGGUUACUCAUCUACCAUGGCAUACAUUCUACGUCGAAUGGGUUUUGAUAAUAUGCUUGUCCAAAGGACCCAUUAUGAGCUGAAGAAGGAACUUGCAUGGCAUAAAAAUUUAGAAUACAUAUGGCGUCAAAGCUGGGAUGCCGAGGAGAGUACUGAUAUUUUUGUCCAUAUGAUGCCCUUUUAUUCAUAUGAUAUACCCCAUACAUGUGGUCCAGAGCCAGCUAUAUGUUGCCAGUUUGACUUUGCACGCACUAGCGGUUCUAUUUACGAACUAUGUCCAUGGGGACAGUAUCCUGUAGAGAUCACUCAGGAAAAUGUUCAGGAGAGGGCACUUAAAUUACUGGACCAAUACAGGAAGAAAUCUACUUUAUAUCGAACAAAUACUCUCCUCAUUCCUCUUGGAGAUGAUUUUCGUUAUGUUAGCACCGACGAAGCUGAAUCCCAAUUUAGAAAUUACCAAUUGUUAUUUGAUUAUAUCAAUUCAAACCCCAGUUUGAAUACAGAGGUGAAGUUUGGCACUUUGGAAGAAUACUUCCAAACCCUUCGUGAUGAAGCAGAUAGAAUAAAUUAUACGCAUUCUGAUGAAACAGGGUCUGGCAUAGUGGUAGGUUUUCCUUCUCUGUCUGGGGACUUCUUCACUUACGCUGAUCAGCAGCAGGACUACUGGAGUGGCUAUUAUGUUUCACGACCAUUCUUCAAGGCUGUUGAUAGGGUGCUAGAGCAGACACUUCGUGCCACAGAAAUGAUGAUGGCUCUAGUGCUUGGGUUUUGUAGGAGACAAGUAUGCGAAAAGCUUUCAAUAGGGUUCUCCUAUAAGUUGACUGCAGCCAGAAGGAACUUAGCUCUUUUUCAACAUCAUGAUGGGGUAACUGGUACUGCAAAAGAUCAUGUAGUUUCAGACUAUGGAACUCGAAUGCAUACCUCAUUGCAGGAUUUGCAGAUUUUUAUGUCAAAAGCGAUUGAAGCACUUCUUGGUAUACGCUAUGACAAAUUGGAUCAUAGUAUUGCUCGUUUUGAGCCUGAACUGGUGAGACUAAAGUAUGACGCUCAACCAGUGCAUAGAGUAAUCAAUACUCAUGAGGGGACAUACCAAACUGUAGUCUUCUUUAAUCCUUUGGAACAGACAAGAGAAGAAGUGGUGAUGGUUGUCGUUGACAGUUCUGACAUUGCUGUGGUUGAUUCUAACUGGACUUGUGUCAAAAGCCAAAUUUCUCCUGAAUUGCAGCAUCAUAAAAGUAAGAUCUUUACUGGGAGGCAUCGAGUGCACUGGGAAGUCUCUGUUGCUGCAAUGGGACUGGAAACAUAUUACAUUGGCAAUGGUUUUAUGGGUUGUGAAAAGGCUAGGCCGUCAAAGCUGAUUUUUUUCUCCAAAUCUGAUUCAUUUUCUUGUCCUACUCCAUAUUCCUGCUCAAAAAUUGAAACUGAUGGGAUUGAAAUCGAGAAUCAGCAUCAAAAGCUCACUAUAGAUGUAAAGUAUGGUUUGUUGCAGAAGAUAAGCUUCAAAAAUGGUUCCCAGAAUAUUGUAAAUGAGGAAAUUGGCAUGUAUUCAAGUUCAAACAGCGGAGCAUACUUGUUUAAGCCUGAUGGUAACGCCCAAUCUAUUAUUGAGGAAGGUGGACAGUUGCUGAUUUCAGAGGGCCCUUUGAUGCGGGAAGUAUACUCUUAUCCAAUGACGGCAUGGGAGAGAUCUCCCAUCUCUCACAGUACCCGUAUAUACAAUGGAAAGAACUCUGUCCAAGAGUUUGUCCUUGAAAAGGAAUAUCACGUUGAGCUUCUAGGAGAUGAUUUUGACAAGAAGGAGUUAAUAGUUAGAUAUAAAACGGACAUUGAUAACAAAAAGGUUUUUUAUUCUGAUUUAAAUGGAUUUCAGAUGAGCCGAAGAGAAACUUAUGAUAAGAUUCCACUCCAAGGCAAUUACUACCCUAUGCCUUCUCUUGCAUUUAUGCAGGGAUCUGAUGGGCAGCGGUUUUCUGUCCAUUCCCGGCAAUCGUUGGGUGUGGCAAACCUUGAAAAGGGAUGGCUGGAAAUUAUGCUUGAUCGUCGUCUAGCAAAAGAUGAUGGGCGUGGCCUCGGACAAGGAGUGAAGGAUAAUCGUGUAAUGAAUGUGGUCUUCCACAUAACUCUAGAAUCCAACACUUCCUUCACCUCAAAUUUGGCUUCAGGUUCUUUACCUCUCAACCCCUCUCUUUUCUCUCACUGCGUUGGUGCUCACCUGAAUUAUCCAUUACAUGCAUUCAUUGCUAAGAAGUCACAGGAAGUAUCUGUGCAGCCACCAUCUAGAUAUUUUUCUCCUCUGGCGGCUCCCUUGCCAUGUGAUUUGCAUAUAGUGAACUUCAAAGUUCCCAGGCCUUUAAAGUUCUUACAGCGACCACCCGAAGACUUUAGAUUCGCUCUAAUCUUGCACAGGAGGCAUUGGGAUUCUUCAUAUGACAGAACUGGAAGAUCACAGUGCAGUAAUCUGGCCAACGAGUCGGUGAAUAUCUUCAGCAUGUUCAGGACCCCUGCUGUUUUGAAGGUUAAAGCAGCUUCCUUAAAUCUUUUGCACGAUGAUCCAGAGGUUCUGGGAUUAACAGAGCAGUUUGGAGAUCUUGCACAAGAGGGGCAGGUUGACAUAUCUCCGAUGGAAAUCCAAGCCUACAAGUUGGAGCUCCGACCACAACAGUUUUAAACACUCAUAAAUCAGUCACCAUUGCCGCUGAUAUUAACGGGGUAAAAUUCCAACAAACUGAUUUUUGUUACUGCUUAACUACUGAUGGGAAUAAAUUGUUCCUGUCUAAACUUCAUUCUCAUUUGUGGGUUGAAGUUUUCAGUUAUGACUAAACGUCCAUGGUGGUAGAGAAGUUGCAGCACCGCUUGAGGAAGCGUGUGGCGGGGUUUUCGUAAAUUGCAAUUCUUUUUUAAGAUGGGUUUUUAACACGUGAGGCUUCUUUUUUAAUGCUGUAGCAUCUAUGUAGAUCUUUCCGAAACCAAAAGGCCUUCCGCUCUCAGGGGUUUAGAUGUACAUGUACAUAUUCAUUACUCAUAUACAUGCACAGCCACUGAACUCGUGUAUUCUUUCCAAUGCUUGAUGCAAAAUAGUGGAAACAGGAGCAAGAGACAAUCCGUAGACAA
This is a messenger RNA of Prosopis cineraria, 4165 nucleotides long. Its product is annotated as alpha-mannosidase 2-like. Gene Ontology annotation, cellular component: Golgi membrane. Gene Ontology annotation, molecular function: alpha-mannosidase activity; carbohydrate binding. Lineage: Eukaryota; Viridiplantae; Streptophyta; Magnoliopsida; Fabales; Fabaceae. Bases 243 to 3722 code for a protein of 1159 amino acids. Gene Ontology annotation, biological process: mannose metabolic process; N-glycan processing; protein deglycosylation. The record is from RefSeq and is a predicted model, not a curated record. The transcript has 4 exons.